Molecule: messenger RNA, 2136 nt
Organism: Calypte anna (Anna's hummingbird)
Lineage: Eukaryota; Metazoa; Chordata; Aves; Apodiformes; Trochilidae
Gene: CDYL
Product: chromodomain Y like
Exons: 8
Coding region: 128-1807 (559 amino acids)
Cellular component (GO): nucleus
Molecular function (GO): transcription corepressor activity
Source: RefSeq, a predicted model, not a curated record
AGAAGAAGACGAAGAAGAAGAAGAAGAAGACGAGGAGGGAGAAGAGGAGGAGGAGGCCACACGGACACCAACUGAAACAAAGUAUUUCCAAACCAGCACCCAACUCCACCUUGUGAGGCUUCCCAGCAUGGCUUCCGAGGAACUCUACGAGGUAGAGAGAAUUGUUGACAAGAGGAAAAACAAGAAGGGAAAAACAGAGUAUCUGGUGCGAUGGAAAGGAUACGACAGUGAAGAUGAUACAUGGGAGCCAGAACAGCACCUUGUUAAUUGUGAAGAAUAUAUACAUGAAUUUAACAGACGCCACAAUGAAAAGCAGAAGGAAAGCACAUUAACCAGGACAAACAGGACCUCUCCAAAUAAUGCCAGAAAACAAAUUUCUAGAUCUACCAAUAGUUCUUUUUCAAAGACAUCUGCUAAAUCUUUAGUUAUGGGUAAAGACCAUGAGCCAAAAAAUAAUCAACUUUUUUCUGCCACCCAGAAGUUCCGGAAAAACAAUGCACCAUCUCUUUCUGGAAGAAAAAACGUGGAUCUUGCAAAAUCAGGUAUUAAAAUCCUAGUGCCCAAAAGUCCAAUUAAGAGCCGGACAACAGUUGAUGGCUUCCAGAACGAAAGCCCGGAUAAAAUGGACCAUAUAGAGCAGGAUCAAGAAGACUCUGUAGCACCAGAAGUAGCAGCAGAAAAACCAGUGGGAGCUUUAUUAGGACCUGGUGCAGAGCGUGCUAGGAUGGGGAGCCGACCAAGGAUACACCCGUUAGUGCCACAAUUGCCAGUGCCAGUAACAGCCACAAUCGCAUCAGCAUUAACAAUAAAUGGAAAAGCAUCUCCCUGUAUUCUUCCCAGUGUUCUUUACUUCCUAUUUUCUUGUACAUCCACCUUCAUGGAAGCAUUAGCAGCCAAUGGUACAACCAACCUGCAGACAUCUGUAACAGGGGUGACAGCCAGCAAACGGAGGUUCAUUGAUGAGAGGAGAGAUCAACCUUUUGAUAAGAGGCUCCGUUUCAGCGUGAGACAAACGGAGAGCGCGUACCGGUACAGAGACAUCGUUGUCAGGAAACAAGAUGGAUUCACACACAUUUUGCUAUCAACAAAAUCAUCUGAAAACAAUUCACUAAAUCCAGAGGUAAUGAAGGAGGUCCAAAGUGCACUGAACACGGCAGCUGCAGAUGACAGCAAACUUGUGCUGUUCAGCGCAGUUGGUAGCAUUUUCUGCUGUGGUCUUGAUUUUAUUUAUUUUAUACGACGUUUAACAGAUGAUAGAAAAAAGGAAAGCACUAAGAUGGCAGAAGCUAUUAGGAAUUUUGUGAAUACUUUUAUUCAGUUUAAGAAGCCCAUCAUUGUAGCAGUAAAUGGCCCAGCCAUUGGACUCGGAGCAUCUAUAUUGCCUCUGUGUGACGUGGUUUGGGCUAAUGAGAAGGCUUGGUUUCAGACACCAUACACUACUUUUGGACAAAGUCCAGAUGGAUGCUCAUCCCUCACAUUCCCUCGGAUAAUGGGCCUGGCUUCUGCCAAUGAAAUGUUGUUCAGUGGAAGGAAGUUGACUGCGCAGGAAGCUUGUGCCAAAGGACUCGUCUCUCAAGUGUUUUGGCCAGGAACAUUCACACAAGAAGUAAUGGUUCGAAUUAAGGAACUUGUCACAUGUAAUUCAGUUGUACUUGAAGAAUCCAAAGCUUUAGUACGCAAUAUCAUGAAGGUGGACUUGGAACAGGCAAAUGAAAAGGAGUGUGAAGUUUUGAAGAAAAUCUGGGGCUCAGCACAAGGGAUGGACUCGAUGUUAAAAUACCUGCAGAAGAAAAUCGAUGAGUUCUGAGAUGCCCAUUGACACUGGAAUUGUAUUUCUUGGACAUCAGGGCAGAAAAGUUAUGCCCAUUUUUUAAAAAUCUAUAUAAACUCACCCCUUGCUCAGCUUGGGAACAGGACUGGAUCCUCCCCCUCCCCCCUUUUAUUGUUAAGGGGUUUAAAAGUACUGUAUCACUUAAAUUUGAACAAAACUCCUUUCUCCCUAAAUGUUACAUAUAGAUAUAUAUACACACACACAAGUGUAUGUGUGUGCAUAUAUAUGUCUUUUAUAUAUAUAUAUAAAUAUAUAUAAUGUAAUGUGUGGGUGAGUGUGUAUGUAGACACACACACACAGCUGAA